AUGAGUGGUCCAUCUUCUCCAGUCUCUUUGGACUCCAGUGUUUUCUUCAGCGAGUCGUCAGCGUUCUGCGGAGGAGCGCCUCCCGAUGUCUUCGUCAUCAAUGUUGGAGGGCGUCGCUUUGUGCUGCCGCAGCAGCUGCUGGCUUCGUACCCGGACACCCGGCUGGGGAUGCUGGCUCGCCACGGGCCACAGGCGGCACAGGAGCUCUGUGACGAAGCCGACCUGCAGAACAACGAGUUCUUCUUUGACAGGAACUCCCACACCUUCCAGUACGUGAUGAACUUUUAUCGAACAGGCCGCCUGCAUGUGGGCGAGGACCAGUGCGGGGUCUCCUUCCUGCAGGAGAUGGAGUACUGGGGCAUCGAAGAGUUUCGAAUCAACGCCUGCUGCCGUGAGUGGUACUACCGCCAAAAGGAGCAGAGGGAGAGCAUGGAGGAGGAAUGCCACUUUGAGGCUCACAAUGGCGAAGAGGACUUUGUGGACGCCGCCUGCCCGGUUCUCCGGCACCGUCUGUGGGAAUUCCUGGAGAAGCCGGAGUCAUCGCGCGCUGCCCGGACCUUCGGAUCUCUGUCCAUCUUUUUCGUGGUGGUGUCGGUGGUCAACAUGGUGCUCAUUUCGCUGGACAUGGGGGAGGAUUUUGGUGACAGAACGCUGCAGCUGCUGGAUGCACUGGAGUACGUGUGCGUGGCGUGGUUCACGAGCGAACUGGUGCUCCGCUUUCUCUGCGUCAAGGACAAGUGCCGCUUCAGCCGCAGCGUCCCCAACGUGAUCGACCUGCUGGCCAUCCUGCCUUUCUACGUGACGCUGGUGGUAGAGAGUCUGCACGGAGGAAACACGGAGCUGGAGAAUGUGGGCCGGGUCGUGCAGGUGCUGCGCCUCCUCCGCUCACUCCGGAUGCUGAAGCUGGGCCGACACUCCACAGGUCUCAGGUCUCUGGGGAUGACCAUCGCUCAGUGCUAUGAGGAGGUGGGUCUCCUGCUGCUCUUUCUCAGCGUGGGGAUCUUCAUCUUUGCGUCGGUGGUUUUCGCUUUGGAGCACGACCUUCCGGCCACCACCUUCACCAGCGUACCGACUGCCUGGUGGUGGGCCACCACCUCCAUGACCACGGUGGGCUACGGCGACGUGCGCCCUGACACGGUGGCGGGGAAGGUGCUGGCCUUCCUGUGCAUCCUGUCUGGGAUCCUGAUCCUGGCGCUGCCCAUCGCCAUCAUCAACGACCGCUUCUCCACCUGCUACUUCACCCUCAAGCUGGAGGAGGCGGCGGAGCGCCACGGCAACGUGCUGCGGAGGCUGGCCCGCGGCUCCCUGGGGGGGACGGGCGGUCUGAACCUGAGGGACGCCUAUGCACAGGGAGUCCUGGAGAUGCUGCGACUGCAGGGCCGUGAGAGGGCCAGCACCCGCAGCAGCGCCGGGGAGGAGCUGUGGUGGUAAGAAAGGUACAAACCCCAGCAGGAGGCAAGUGGAAGAUACAUACCCCAGCAGGAGGCAAGUGGAAGAUACAUACCCCAGCAGGAGGCAAGUGGAAGAUACAUACCCCAGCAGG
This is a messenger RNA of Salarias fasciatus (jewelled blenny), 1543 nucleotides long. RefSeq names its product potassium voltage-gated channel modifier subfamily V member 1 (gene kcnv1). The transcript is spliced from 3 exons. The record is from RefSeq and is a predicted model, not a curated record. The coding region runs from base 1 to 1431 and encodes 476 amino acids. Gene Ontology annotation, molecular function: protein binding; voltage-gated potassium channel activity. NCBI's taxonomy places the organism in Eukaryota, Metazoa, Chordata, Actinopteri, Blenniiformes, Blenniidae. Gene Ontology annotation, cellular component: voltage-gated potassium channel complex; membrane. Gene Ontology annotation, biological process: potassium ion transmembrane transport; action potential; protein homooligomerization.